Molecule: messenger RNA, 3502 nt
Organism: Ceratitis capitata (Mediterranean fruit fly)
Lineage: Eukaryota; Metazoa; Arthropoda; Insecta; Diptera; Tephritidae
Gene: TAF1B
Product: TATA box-binding protein-associated factor RNA polymerase I subunit B
Exons: 5
Coding region: 51-2831 (926 amino acids)
Biological process (GO): RNA polymerase I preinitiation complex assembly; nucleolar large rRNA transcription by RNA polymerase I
Cellular component (GO): RNA polymerase transcription factor SL1 complex; RNA polymerase I core factor complex
Molecular function (GO): RNA polymerase I core promoter sequence-specific DNA binding
Source: RefSeq, a predicted model, not a curated record
ACUUGGUCAAGCGAGAAGAAGAAGAUCGCAGUUUUUACAAAAAUAAUACAAUGGAAGACGGUGAUGAACUGGUUAAUAAUACAAAUUUGGUUUGUAAAGUGUGUGGAGAACAACAAUUUACAUUGCGCGAAGGUUUCUUCUACUGCCAAGAAUGUGGUACGAAGCAGGAGCAAGUGCGUGCAGUGGAAGUGGAGCACGAAGAAGAUUUCACAGAGGUUAAAAAGUUGAAAAAACAAAAAAUCAAGAGCGUCAAAGCUGAAAAACCGAACCUCACCUCAUGGGAAUGUUAUAAUUAUAUACUUCGAGGUCUAGUCAAUGAUUUACUAUCAUUUGGUGCUAAAGAAGAGCUGAAAUUAAUGACACUUCAACUAUGGGCUGCUUACUUGCGACGCAAUGAAGUAGCUUUUUUCAGUAGAAAACGUGUUGAACUACCAAAAUUAGGCGUCCGCUACUUGCAGAGGGAUGCAUCUGCAUUGUACAAUCAUGCACUGCAACGUCGCGCACAAAAACGUAAGCGACGAAGAACUGAUGACUCUGGCACGUCUCUAGUAAGUAGCGAAACGGCUAGCAAUCGUGCAUUUCGAAAAAGUCGACGAAAAUUGGAUGAAUCCACUUAUAGUCUACACUCAUCUAUGAACUCUACUGAUUAUUCACAAACAUCAUGCUCUUCGGCGAAUACCUCAAGCACUGGUACUACAGGACGUGCAAUCAAACUACAAUUUUCAGCACGCGCACGAAAACAACUUAAAAAAAUGAUGCCAGUAAAACACAUUGAAAAACAUGCCCUAGAUGCUGAAGGCAAUUUAAAAUGUCACAGCUUGAAACCACUAGCUAGAUCCAUUAACCGCACAGAGCAUGCUUUACUUACAAUGAAUACUCGACAAAUCUAUACAAUUAUAGCUAUUGCAUUGAACUUAAUCGGCGAUGAUAUUCAAUUGUGCGAUUUGGUGCGAUUCAUCGACGAGGAGCAUGUUAGCACAAAAAAUGUAUUGGAAUAUUUUCCGGAGAAUAUUGCACCGCAUUGUAAACAAAUUUUACAGGAAAUACAAUUUUACAAAUAUCCAACCAAAUAUAGCGAUAAGGCACUACGUGAACACAUUGAACAACUAUCGAAGUUUAUAAAUAUUAAGACAUUCAAUCAACCAGACUUGAUUAAGCUAACCGAACGAUAUGUUACUGAAUUAAAUUUGCCUGCAGAUAUAACAACUUAUAUUGAACGGUUAAUAAAUUUACUACCACCACAUAUGCGUACACGCGUUAUGUAUGUCUAUCCGGCCUAUGAGGCGCGUGCGAUGGCAUAUAUCAUAUUUGUAUUGAAAUUAUUGUUCGGUUUGGAUGGUCACACCGAGAAGCAAUUAUCACAUGCUGCCCGAAAAACGAAUCAAAGUCUACAUAAUCUGUCUUUAAAAGGGCGCGGCUCGAAUGCCAAUCUCACACCAUUGCCAUCACUUCUUGUGUGGGAUGAUUGGGUGGAAUUUAUAGAAAUGCGCAAAGUAAUAGUUGCGCAUUAUAACUCGAACUUUUGCCGCCAGUUCAAACAAUGCCAAAGCACCGCACAAAUUUUGGAAGAAAUGGAGGAGGAACAGCGUACACGAAUGGAACAAGCCGCACAUACUAUAGAAGGUGACGCAAUGGAGAAUAAUUCAAAAAUCGCUACUAUGCAUCGCAUAUUCCAACAGUUUGUGGACGAACUUAACAGCACAUUGCCAACGGAGCGCAAAGAUGUUAUAAAAUUUCCACCCAGUCUAACUCCAGCACAUUCAUAUUUCAAACGUAUACUAUUACAUUGCUCCAAUGCCGGUGAGAAUGCUACUUACAAGAUACCCGAAUUUAUGCGUAUCGAUUACAUGCAGCGCACCUUAGCGCCAUAUGUACAUGCGAAGGAGUUGAAGGAAUUCUUCAAUCAACACAAAUGGCAAUUGGAUGUGCGACGUGUGCCAUGCGCCAAAGAGCGCAAUUGUGUUGGCUUAUUUCGACCAUCUGCCGAAAAUAAGGGGCGUGUAAAACAUGAUAUAGGCAACAAGAAGGCCGAUUUUGAUAUAAGCGAAGAGCAAUGGUUGGCAACCAUUAAAGAAGAGGAACUUAUUGAGGAGCUGGAAUUUAAUACACAAUACGCUUACUACGAAAAGAAUUACGUAAAAAAGAUGCAGGUUGAAGCCAUGAAACGACAACAGGCUGUAAAUGUUGCACCUUUUGAUGCGCCGAACGUAAGCAUAGAGACUGAUUUAAAUAAAAAUCAAGUGCCAUGUGUCGGCGAUGUAGAUAAUGAGAAUUCUAUACCAUCGCCGCCCGUUCAAACAUUAACAGCAAAUGAUGAACUUGAUGUAUCCAAAUUACCGUCGAUUAGUGCUUUUAGUGAAUGUGAUAUGGAACCAAUUAAAGUAUCGAAUUUGCCUCUAGCCUUAGAACCACGCCGAGGACUAAACCGCGUAAAUCUGUUCGCUGAGCUCAGUGAUGACGAGGAAGACAUAGUAGAGAGUAGUGAAGUUAAUUCUAAUAUGACUGAAGAUGAAAAUGAACGUAAAUGUACAUUACUCACUUCCAAUAUGGAUUGUUGGACUCUAUUGGGUUAUUCACAUAAUCUAACUAAUUGUCAGAAGAAAAUAUUAGAAAGUAAAUUUCCACGUACAUUCUUUUGGUUACUCGAAACUUGCGCACAAUCCAUCAAUGUCGAUUGGUGUAUAAUCUAUGAGGAGCUAAUAACCAUAGAGUUAAUGUUUGCUUAUGGCAUUGAGGAUUUGAAUGAGUUUCAAGAUUGUGUACGAUUUAAAUAUAAUAAUCCUAUUAAAGAUUUUAAUAUGUUGAUUAAUUCGUACAGAGAAUUAUGGUAAAAGUGAAUUUUAUAAAUUUCCAUGUUAUGUUUUCUGCAUUUUUCUUAUAAGCGUUAAGUUUACAAGUAGAUAUUUAUGUUAUGUAAUGUGAAAUAAUAAAAUCACAAAUAUUCCAACUACUCUAGUAGUUUGCUUUUAAUCGGCUUUACUGUAUUCUAACUUUAUUUGUAUAUCAAUUUCUCGGGUGUUGUAUACCAAAUAUUGCAUAUGUAUAUACUAUAUAGUCAUACAUAUGUAAAUACGUACAUAAUUGUUUUGUCUAUUAUCAAGUUUAACAAAUUGUUGCUAGUAAAGUCGAUAUUUAUUAAAUUAAUUAGUUAAUUUCUAACAUAAUUUAUUUUGUAAAUCUUUAAAUUUGCAAUUGUACACCAGCUGUGACAGUGUGGCAUUUGUUUAUUUUAGUCUAAUAUCUCUUAAUGAACCGCAUUCAUGUACAUAUAUAUAAAUACGUAUAUGCAUACAUAUGUAUGUUUGAUGUGUAACGUAAAAUGUACACAAAUCGUAAAAAAUCACAACAAACCGGAGAGUAAUUAAAACAGAAAUUUUAUAAAUAACGCAGCGUAGAACCAGGCAACAGUUGAUCUCUUCUUUACGGGAGAGAAAGCACCAGAGAGAAAGAGUAAACUUUUAAAUUAACAAAAAAAAAGUGCAAGGAGAGAUCUGCCCAUACG